AGAUUCAGAUUCUUCUUCCUCUGUAGUCUUCAGUCUUGUAAAGGAGAAGGAGAACAUCCACCUUUAAGCUUGCUUUUAUUUUGUUGAGAUAAUAGUAAUAGGAAAUCAGAAUAUGGAUUUAUUGUGAGAUUGUAGCGUUGAGGUGAUUCAGUUAAUGUGUGUCCAAUGUCUCAGUCUAUGUCUGGUGUGUUUCUUUCCAUAUCCACAGUAUGGGUGUGGUCAGACAUUGGCAGGGGAAACCAGAAAGUCUGUCGUCCAUUUGUCGAACUGCUCUAAUAUAAAUUGCCAAACUUCUUAAAAUGAAAAGUGAAUCUUUAGAAAUAUUUCUGAAAGUGCCCAGUAGGGCCCUUUUCAAUUAGAAACCCACCACAAUAACAUGUAAACAACAUGACAUGGGGUAAACCUUUAAACGAUAACAUCGUUUGCUAUACAGUUUUUAAAAACAAGGCCAGAGAAGAUGGAAGGCAUCACUAGCUAGUCUGAUUAAAGUCAAAUGUGGGUAAGGAGAGCUGCUUAGACAACAGCGGAAAGUACGAAGAGUCUCUUGCAAUAACCGGGCAAGACAUAUUUUCGCGAUUUCUACAACCUGCUACUUUUUACCUUCUCGAUACUUUAACCUGGACUGGAGAUAUGUUAUGAUAAAUAGAAUACCUAUGCUACACCAUCAACAAAAAGUAGUGGGAACAAAUGACAAGUUCUUUGAUGGAUGACUUGCAUGUCUUGAACAUACAAAUAAUUGUUUUAAAGAAUUUUUUUAAACUGAUGUCAGCAAAGAACAGAAAAAGAUGUCCUGUUGUGAGCCUGUCAAGUAAACAUACAUUUUCAUACUGUGUACAUGUACUUGGUACAUUUUGUUUUCAUGGACGGUAUUAAUAUUUUAGGUAGAAUGAUCAAAGUCGGAGAGAAUUCAUCUGGGUGGGAAUAGGAUCUGAUGUGGGGAGGGUUUUUUGCGCUCUGUGGUGACAGCUGCCGAAAGACACAUUUAGACACUUAAAUAGAUGUUGAGCCUUUAAGUCUACGUAUAAAUUUUAUUUGUGAAACUCUACGUGCACUUUUGGAGUGGUGUUACGUUAAGGGAAUCAGGUGAUUGUUCGUUACGGUAAAGAGGUAGGUGCCAUUGUCGCUGCACCCACUUUGCCAUAAAGCAUUACUAGGAAUGCCAUCUUCAGCCUGGCAGGACUUUGGCGGUCAGUGUGUACUGGGCACUAAGCUGGUCAGCUGCCAUGUGGUAUUCAGCAGAGCUUUGCGACGCAGUGCUUUCUGUCUCCUGUAACUCCUCUUGCCUCCUCUUCGUCGGGUUCUCGAUAUUCCCAGAGGCGCUCCAGAAGUGACCUGGUGCGCAGUGGCUAUUGAAGCUCGUUCCAUUUUUGAGGAUGACCCCUCAGCAUGUAUCUGCGCUACAGCCUCUUCUCAAUGCGUGCCAGCAGGGCUCUGACCUUUCCGUUACAAAGAGUAGAAUCACAUUUAAAAAUCCUUUAAGCCUUCAGACAUUGUUCAGUAUCGCAUUCUAAUAAUGUCAAACUUUGUAUGCCAUGUCUUGUGUUUGAGAACAUGUUUGGGCUUUCAGAGUGACAUUUGGUUUGCCUUGUGCUACAUAAUGAAGUCUAGCCUCUCUCUCUGUCUCUGUCUGUCUCCGGCGUGCAAAGGAGAGGUCUGCGGCCGGGAGGGGGAUGACAUGCAUGUUUCCAGGCUGUUAACAACGUUGAGGACUGUAAGACUAACCGCCUGCAAGCUGUCAAGCCAUGAUGGACAUACUGUACACAGGUCCUGUCCCGGCAGAGCGCGAGCCUCCCAUGGUGCGGAGCGGGACGUCCUCCGGCAGGACCCAGCGGGCGGCCACGCAGCGCCCGAACACCUGCUGCUUCUGCUGGUGCUGCUGCUGUAGCUGCUCAUGUCUUACUGUUAGGAAUGAAGAUGAGAAUGGCAGGACGAAGCCCCAGGAGACCAAGCUGGAGACCAUACCAAACUGUGAAGCUUGCACCAAACCCACGGUAGAGGAGAUGCGGCUCUGGGCUCAGUCUUUUGACAAGCUGAUGAAAAACCCAGCCGGGAGGAACGUCUUCAGGGAAUUCUUAAGGACUGAAUACAGUGAGGAGAACAUGUUGUUCUGGCUAGCCUGUGAGGACCUCAAAACGGAGAUCAACAAGACAGCCGUCGAGGAGAAGGCACGGAUGAUAUACGAGGACUACAUCUCAAUACUCUCACCCAAAGAGGUGAGUCUGGACUCCAGGGUGAGAGAGGUCAUCAACAAAAAGAUGCAGGAACCGACAUCUCACACCUUCGAGGACGCCCAGCUUCAGAUCUACACCCUCAUGCACAGAGACUCCUACCCCAGGUUCCUCAAUUCGCCCGUAUACAAAUCCCUGAUACAGGGGGCGUCUCGCUCGUCCUCUGAGUCAUAGGCCCACACCCCCUUCCAUUGCACAACCACUAAGGAGGAAUCCUUCUGGGGAUUUUUACUCUUGCGAUUAUUGUUACAUUUUUGUUAUCCCCACACUUUGCGAAGUGUCCUGUGGUCGACGGGGUUACUGAAUCUGCACAGACUUUAACUGGAAGACGCGGGGUCGUUCUCGGAAGACACCUUUAUUCUGUCAUUCCACUGCAGUUACAGCUACUACAACACCUACUACUGAUUUAUACGUUUGUUUUUCUUUUUCUUUUUUUGUCUGUUGUUUCCUUUCGGUGUGCGCACGUGUGUGUGUUAAUUUCCACCCCAAAAUCUGCAAUAAGGCACUGGAGACUAAUCUGAAGUGGUACGGAGCACAGCCACGUGGGCUCUGUCGCUCUGCUUUUUUCGUGUGUAACCUGACCUUUCCACUGUCUUUCUGCUGUGAACGGCCGCCUGAGACGUGGGUUCGGCCACGGCGGGGCCUGGGGCGGGCGGGGCGUCGCGCUCCCGGCUGUAGGAACGCAAUGCUAACGAAUAGAGAAUGCUAAUUAAUUAACACACCUUGGGGACCCGAGUACCUAAAUUUCAAUAUAGGUCCUAAGGAACCUAUGGGAAACAAUACGGCUAUGAUCAUGGCUUUUUUUUUAGUAGAAUGUUAUAGAAAUCUAUGUCAAAGUUUUAUUAAUGUUAUUUAUUUUAAUUUUAUUAAUGAUGUCUAAGUAGGAUUCUCUUACAGAAACAGGUAUUUUAGGGCAGCGAACUGAAGAGCCAAACACGUAGCGAUGAGCCCAUGGGUCACAAAACGGAUCAGGUUCCACCUUUUCUAUCUCUCAAACGGUACUAAUGCCAGCGGUACUCGGCUGCGUGUCAGACACACGGCAGCUUGUAGGGAGGUCUUUAUUCCUGCCUGCGCCACCUCCUUCAGCAAGCGCAUACAUUGCUGGAAAUAACUGUUUAUCAAUGCAAAAGUGAUUAGGCGGAGUUCAUUGCUAUUGAUCCUAUGGAACCACUUACGGUGUUUUAAGCUGCUCGCUGCAGAGUUGUUUGCUAUCACUUUGGUUAUUGUUAUUGUCACUGUUAUUUCGUCUACGAAGGCUGAGGUUCGCCGAUGUUUGUCUCGAGGUACUGAGUACUGGGUACUGGCUGGGAGAAGCUGGAACGACCUUGACGGUGCGGAAGAAGCUCCCUGCUAUUGCAAGCUCUUUCACUUUUUAACGCAUUUGUAAUGAUGAGAAUGAUUAUAAUAGUAAUGGAGGUGGUGGCAGAUGGUGCACCGGCAGGUGUCUGAGAAACUCCUGCAUGGCCGCUUUGGACCACGUUGUACAACUGUUUUACCUUCCACUUGGCUCGGCAUUAUUUUUUAAUUUUUUUUUUUUGUUUCUUUCAUUCAAAAAAAACACCUUAGGCCUUCGUUUGCUAUAGUGCACAGUUGAGACGUGGGUGCGAAUGUUCUCUUAUUCACUUUCUCUACGUCCGCCCAUUACCGAGCACCCUGGUCUGUCCUACCUGCCUGGUUUAGUUGAGUUCACUCAAGUUAUGACUAGCAGACUAGUCUAGCUUUGCAUGCUCUAAUUUACACUUCCUCCGGUCGGAUCCGCAGCCCUCCCCACUGAGGUUGAGUCCAGCUGACCUGUUUCACCACGGUGUCGGUACAGUGCCUGUCAUGGCUUCCUGAAGCAGGAAGGGCCUUAUCACCCAUUCAAUAAUCAUCGAUUACCUCCACACAGAAAUGGUCAGGGUGUGCGUAUCAGUUUAUCACAGAGCUGACACUGCGAAACAAGCCUUGCUGAAUUACCAAAAAGUCUCAACAUGGUUUAAGGUUUCUGCUUAUUUUCUCAGCUUUAAUGUUUUUGGGUUUGUUGGUUUUUUUUUUUUUUUUUUGCACACUGAGCACAGUGCAAUUCUGUAUUGACCUAGGAUCUGCGCUGUUUGACAAGUCAUUUUUCCCCGAGCCGUUCUGACUGACUACUGUAGUUCUCAAGGAGGACAAGAAUGGUUAAGUGUUCCCUGUAAAUACACACAUUUUUUGUCUUUCACAUAUACAGUAGGUCUGUUAUGCAUUGAGGGGAAAAAAAAAACCCCCUACAUAUCAGUACGUGUACAGUAGUGAACUGCAGCCCAAAUGAAUUGGUUUUUACUGACAAAUUUUUAGUCGCUCAAAAGCAAAGGUGCAUAUGUUAUUUUGUGGACAUCUGCAUUAUGUCUUCUCCCACUUUGUUCCAACGAAAGUUAUUAGCAUAACAUGCAUGAUGAAGUGGUUCCUGA
Messenger RNA from Scleropages formosus (Asian bonytongue), 4654 nucleotides. RefSeq names its product regulator of G protein signaling 19 (gene rgs19). The transcript is spliced from 5 exons. Bases 1743 to 2402 code for a protein of 219 amino acids. NCBI's taxonomy places the organism in Eukaryota, Metazoa, Chordata, Actinopteri, Osteoglossiformes, Osteoglossidae. The record is from RefSeq and is a predicted model, not a curated record.